This is a messenger RNA of Oncorhynchus keta (chum salmon), 1093 nucleotides long. RefSeq names its product claudin-19-like. Gene Ontology annotation, biological process: bicellular tight junction assembly; cell adhesion. The coding region runs from base 258 to 950 and encodes 230 amino acids. Lineage: Eukaryota; Metazoa; Chordata; Actinopteri; Salmoniformes; Salmonidae. Gene Ontology annotation, molecular function: structural molecule activity. Gene Ontology annotation, cellular component: plasma membrane; bicellular tight junction. The transcript is spliced from 5 exons. The record is from RefSeq and is a predicted model, not a curated record.
AACCCACUAUAUGUCGGUAGUUCAGAUAAAGUAUUUUCCUGGUUGUUAAAACCACGUUAACAAAACGUCUUUGUACAACCAUCAUACAAUCUGACCAUGAUGACAUAAAAUACAUCAUAUUGACGACAGUGCAACCAGUUUUGCCAACUGGCAUAUAGCUAACACUCAUUGUUUGUAGGUUAAUAACUACUACAUAACAAAAACAUGUUGUUCUGCCUUAUCUCUUCCAAGUAAAUCAGGCAGCAUAACCGACCACUAUGCUUUUAGCCUUCCAGGUCCUGGGUCUGUCUUUAGGGGUGAUGGGCUGGUGUCUGGAGAACAGCGGCACUAGUUCCCAUUCCUGGAGGGUCCACAGCCACUCUCAGACUGUCACAACCAACAACUGGCAGUUUGAGGGCCUGUGGAUGACCUGCGCAGCCAAGACUCUGGGCUCUGUGCAGUGCCAGAGAUACAAGACUGUACUGGAGCUACCAGUUGAGAGACACAUACAGGAAUGUCGAGCCCUGAUGAUCAUCGCUCUGCUCCUGGGUCUAGCGUCCAUCAUUGUGUCAGUGCGGGGGCUGAAAUGCACAGAGAUCGGCAGCACUUCUGAACAGGCCACGGGCAAAAUCAUUCUGUCCGGCGGCAGCUUGUUCAUCUUAUCAGGUCUUUCCACCUUGACUGCUGUGUCAUGGUACGCUGCGUGGGUGGUGCAGGAGUUCCUUGAUCCAUUCCUUGCAGGAGUAAGGUUUGAGCUGGGUACAGGUCUAUACAGGUCGGCCAUUCUAGGUGGGGUCAUGCUCUGCUGUUCCUGUAAGAGAGGUCCACCAGCACCACCAACAGGGGGAUAUUCAUACAACUACUCAAAAACUAGCCGUGGACAACAGGUCUACAGGGCAGCACCUGUGUCCGUCGGGGAGUUAAAAAAAAAAUGUUGUUUGUUUGUAUGUUUCCGUUUAUUACUUCAGUAAAGUGUAAUUUUACUGGUUUGCAUUUGCUGUUAUAUUUUUGUUGUUUUGUUUUUGUCUUCUUGAGUUGCGUGAGUCACUGUGAAUAUUAAUGCAAUGUUUAUUACUUUGAAAUGUUUCGAAAAUAAAACUAUUUCUCUAUGGAU